AUGUUUUGUGACACAUUGCUGCAGUAUUUCCCUUUUAUCUCCGAACGUAAAGAACUUCGUUCAAGUUACAUUGCCAUCUGUGUCUUCAAUAAUCUCCUAACUUAUACCGCUGUCAUGUUGAACAUUGUUACGAUGCACGCCAUACGAAAAUCUUCGUCGUGGCCAAAGACGACAAAGACUUUGCUUUUGAGUCUGGCUGUUUCUGAUGUCGGUGUUGGUUUAUUUGUUCAGCCUUUCUACACAUCACUUCUGGUCAGCUGGCUGCAGAAAAACAGCCCAACUUGCUUCUCUUAUCGUAUGUUUAGUAACGUUGGUCUUGUAUUUUCCCAAGCUUCAUUCCUGGGUGUUGUGGCCGUUAGUUUAGACAGGUUCUUAGCUGUUCAUCUUCAUCUCAGAUACCAGGAACUUGUGACACACAAGCGCGUUGUUGCCGUGGUGACUUCAAUAUGGGUCUUGAGUGCAUUUGUUUCGUUUAUAAUAUUAAGUGGUCUGCGUGUUAUACAGAUCGCAAUGCAGUCCAUUGCAGUACUAACUGGUCUUGCUGUGACCACAGUGGUUUAUAUUAAGCUUUAUUUAGUCGUGAGGCGCCAUAAAACUCAGAUCCAUUCCUUGCAAGUAGAAGGAGUUCCGUCUGGUGAAAUGACACAAUUAGCUGGCCUUAUAAAAUCUUCAGUUAGUACAUUUCACGUGUAUGUAGCGUUUUUGGUUUGUUAUUUGCCUUACUGGAUCUGCUUGACUGCCGUGAGAUUCAACGGUCCGACCACAACAUUGAAAAGAUUUCAUCUUUUCUCAUUGAUUCUUAUUUUCGUGAAUUCAUCUCUGAACCCUGUAAUUUACUGCUGGAAGAUGAGACACAUCCGACGCGCUAUCAUGGAUAUACUACGGAAUAUGGCUUGGAAAAUUAGCCUACACCGAGUGUAG
Pocillopora damicornis (cauliflower coral) is the source of this 921-nucleotide messenger RNA. Its product is annotated as adenosine receptor A2b-like. Lineage: Eukaryota; Metazoa; Cnidaria; Anthozoa; Scleractinia; Pocilloporidae. The record is from RefSeq and is a predicted model, not a curated record. Gene Ontology annotation, biological process: G protein-coupled receptor signaling pathway. Gene Ontology annotation, molecular function: G protein-coupled receptor activity. Gene Ontology annotation, cellular component: membrane.